CCUUUCCUUUGGCCAGCCCGCUGACCUGGGGGCAUGCUAGGCCGCCUGUGGCUGAGGUGCUGAGUGCCCGCCCCGCCGGGGUGGCUUCCUGCGGGGCCCAGAGCGGGCCGGAUGGGGCCUCCUUCUCCUCGCUCGGCACCCGCUCAGCCCAGCUCCGGGAGCCCCCCUCCCCGAGUACGGGCACCCUGCCGCGGCCGGCGGUGUCAGCGUGAGGGACGUCAGUGUGAGGGGGCCGGUCCUGGGUAGGGCAGGGGAGCCACGUCCCGCCCCUCGCCAUCGCUCCCUCCCUCCGGCUGGGGGCGGCCGGGUCGGCGCGCCCCGGGAUCCCAUUGCUCCUUCCUCGGUGUAUGGUCGCGGCGGGAGCAGAGGAGGACGAGCCUGGCGGGGAGCGGGCCGGCGGCGCCAGCGAGAGCGGAGCCACAGCGCAAAUGACCCACCACUGUUAGGCGGAGGUGUGUGAUGUCAAACAGUGGGCAGUUCUUGUGGCCUCUCCCAACAGCCUGCAGCGACAUGUGCCAGUAUGACUAUUAAGAAAGAAAAGCACACGUCAGACCUCAGCAUCCCAGAAAGAAAAAAGGAAGAACUAAACAGAGAGAACAAAUGACUGCACUGCUUGCAAAACUUGGGGCCAUUAACUUUUUCUCCUGAGAAAUUUCAUCUUGGCCUUUGUGAGAGAGCUGGAAGAGCAAGCAGAACAGCCACAGUGAUUUUUCAUAGGUCCUUUGUUUCUUCCUUUCUUAAUUUAAGUUUUUCCCCCUUUGUACCUGGAUUUUAUACUCUUGGCUGCACUGAUCGCAAGCACUGGACAUCAAUAUGUGUCAUGUCAUUGUAACCUGUCGGUCAAUGCUGUGGACUCUCCUGAGUAUUGUGGUGGCUUUCGCAGAGCUCAUUGCUUUCAUGAGCGCAGACUGGCUGAUUGGCAAAGCAAAACCUUCGAGCUCCGAGGAUGGGGACAACAGAACAGGGGGGUCACAGGAGCCUUACCGUCCAACACUGGGCAUCUACGGGCGCUGCACCAGGAUCUCCCACAUGCAAUUUUCUAGACGAGACACGCUUUGUGGUCCUUAUGCUGAAAACUUCAGUGAGAUCGCCAGUGGGUUCUGGCAAGCAACCGCUAUUUUCCUAGCCAUGGGAAUCAUGAUUCUCUGUGCUGUGGCAUUUGUGUCUGUCUUUACUAUGUGUGUGCAGAGCAUUAUGAAGAAAAGCAUUUUUAAUGUCUGUGGUCUACUACAAGGGAUUGCAGGCCUUUUCCUUAUUUUAGGCUUGAUAAUUUACCCUGCAGGUUGGGGAUGCCAGAAAGCAGUAAGCUAUUGUGGACCUUACGCUUCUGCUUACAAACUAGGAGACUGCUCCUUGGGCUGGGCUUUCUACACAGCUAUCGGUGGCACUAUUCUGACAUUCAUCUGUGCGGUCUUCUCAGCACAAGCUGAAAUAGCUACGUCCAGUGACAAAGUUCAAGAAGAAAUAGAAGAAGGAAAAAACCUUAUCUGCCUCCUUUAACUCCAGUGGGGAAAAAUACCAGCACCUGGAUAUCAGUCUGCUUUCUGUUGACUGGACAAGCAGAUCUGCUUCCCUGUUUUUACCAUUUGUGUGAUUGAGCCCCAUGCAUCCCAGCCCCGAACUACUGAAAUGGUAUUUCUUCC
Dryobates pubescens (Downy woodpecker) is the source of this 1643-nucleotide messenger RNA. RefSeq names its product LHFPL tetraspan subfamily member 2 (gene LHFPL2). Gene Ontology annotation, cellular component: membrane. NCBI's taxonomy places the organism in Eukaryota, Metazoa, Chordata, Aves, Piciformes, Picidae. Bases 814 to 1500 code for a protein of 228 amino acids. The record is from RefSeq and is a predicted model, not a curated record. The transcript is spliced from 3 exons.